GCGUACUUGCCGUCGCCUAUCAGACUUCCCUUUGUAAUGUCUUGAAAGAAGAAGAGAUUUGGCCUAAACAUGAUGCGGGCAGCGGCCCGUACACCGGCGGCGUACUUUAGCUACGCAGUACGCCGCCGCUUUCUACACUCCGUCACGGCACCAUCAGUGAGAGAAACCGGACUCUAUGGUUUCGACGACUUGAAAACGCCUAAAGGUUUUCAACGCAUGGUGGAAGAUGCAAUUGAGCGGUCUGAUGAACUUGUUAAUUAUAUUGGUGGAAUGCCUUCUGCUCCCGAAAUUAUUAAAGCAAUGGAUGAAAUAUCAGAUACGGUCUGUAAAGUUAUUGACAGCGCUGAGUUAUGUCGGCAUACACAUCCGGAUAGGGAAUUUGUUGAGGAGGCAAGCAAGGCAUCUCUACGCAUAAAUGAGUAUCUAAAUUAUCUGAACUCGAAUCCUAGCUUAUAUCAUGCCAUUCUAAAAGCUGAGCAAAAUCAUAACAUGCUUACGGAAGAAGCUCGAAGGGCUGCCCACCAUCUUCGUAUUGAUUUGGAGAAGGGUGGAAUCCACCUCAGCCCAGAGAAAUUGGAUCGUGUUAAUCAACUAGGUGUAGACAUUCUUCAGCUCUGCCGAGGGUUCAAUGAAAAUAUCAUCACUGACCCAGGUCAUGUUGAUAUAUUUCCUGCUUCACGUAUCCCAACAAAAUUGCAUCACCUUGCCAAGCCCAUCUACCACACUUCUCCAUCUGUGUCAAAGAGAUCAACAUGGACCAAAUCUGAUUUGAAGGAGAAAGGAUUUCGCUUAGUGACAACACCAAAUGCUUUGAGUUCUAUAUUACAGUUGGCAUCUGAUGCUGAGAUUAGAAAGCUAGCUUAUGUCAAAGGAAACUCUGUGCCCCAUGCAAACCUGGAAGUCCUAGAUAAGCUUCUUGCAGCACGCCAUGAGUUUUCUGAGAUCUUGGGAUAUCGAUCUUAUGCAGAAUUUGCGCUGAAGGAAAACAUGGCUUCAUCGCCUGAAGUUGUUCUGUCUUUUCUGCAUGAAAUGAGUAAAAUGGUCAGACACAAGGCUGAUGAGGAGUUUAAGAAACUUUUGGAUUUUAAGAGGAGCACCAAUGGCCAUUUUGUUGAAGACUUGGACCCAUGGGAUGAGCCAUACUUUGCACGAUUGAUGAAAGCAUCUGCCCACAAUUUGGAUUAUUCAAUUGCUGCAUCAUACUUUUCCCUGCCACAAUGUAUUGAGGGGUUAAAAGUGCUUGCUGAGUCCUUGUUUGGCGUGAAAUGUCAUGAGGUUUCUCUUGGCCGUGGUGAAUCAUGGCAUCCAGAUGUAGUCAAAUUGUCUCUGCACCAUCCCGAUGAGGGAGACAUGGGUUAUUUGUAUCUUGAUUUGAAAUCAAGAAAGGGAAAGCAUCCUAUUUCAGCACAUUUUGCUAUUCAAGGAGGCCGUCGUACCUCUGAAACGGAAUACCAAUUACCGAUAGUUGCACUUGUUUGCAACUUUUCAGGCUCCAGUUUUGCAUCCGUUCAUCUUCACCAUUCUGAUGUAGAAACUCUAUUUCAUGAAUUUGGUCAUGCUCUUCACUCAUUGCUUUCAAGAACGGAUUACCAACAUUUUUCAGGGACCAGAGUGGCUCUUGAUUUUGCUGAAACACCGUCAAACCUCUUCGAAUAUUAUGCAUGGGAUUAUCGAUUCUUGAAAACAUUUGCUAGAGAUGCUGCCGGCGAUCCUAUACCAGAGAAGUUGGUAAAAUCAUUGCUGGGAGCCAAAAAUAUGUUUGCUGCAACUGAAUUGCAACGUCAGGUCUUCUAUUCCUUAGUCGACCAGGCCCUCCAUACACUGCAGCCUUCUUCAGCAAAAGACACUGUCUCGAUCAUAGCUGAUCUAAAGAACGAACACACAUCUUGGAAGCACGUGGAAGGAACACAUUGGCACACCCGAUUCAGCCACCUUGUUAAUUACGGCGCAGGUUACUACAGCUACUUGUAUGCAAAAUGCUUUGCGGCGACAAUCUGGGUAAAGAUGUUACAGCAAGAGCCGUUAUCAGUUACUGCAGGAUCUGAACUCCGAACAAAAUUGUUGCAGCGCGGUGGAGCCAGAGAUCCAACCACAAUACUGAAAGAUUUAGUGGGCGAUGGUGCAGUGAGAAACUGCAAUGGAGGAAUCAUACCUGAUAUCGCCAGCCUUGGUGAAGAGAUGAAAUUAUUCGACUCAAACUGA
Messenger RNA from Andrographis paniculata, 2202 nucleotides. Its product is annotated as mitochondrial intermediate peptidase, mitochondrial. Gene Ontology annotation, biological process: peptide metabolic process; proteolysis. Gene Ontology annotation, molecular function: metalloendopeptidase activity. NCBI's taxonomy places the organism in Eukaryota, Viridiplantae, Streptophyta, Magnoliopsida, Lamiales, Acanthaceae. The record is from RefSeq and is a predicted model, not a curated record. The coding region runs from base 70 to 2202 and encodes 710 amino acids. The transcript is spliced from 17 exons.